Messenger RNA from Prosopis cineraria, 3039 nucleotides. RefSeq lists its product as uncharacterized. The record is from RefSeq and is a predicted model, not a curated record. The transcript is spliced from 13 exons. NCBI's taxonomy places the organism in Eukaryota, Viridiplantae, Streptophyta, Magnoliopsida, Fabales, Fabaceae. Bases 1 to 2220 code for a protein of 739 amino acids.
AUGGAAUCGACGAGCGCCAUCACGGUGAGUCCGAUUCCGAGACUCUUAUCCUACUUCAUAAUUUUGCAGCCUCGCUCAGUGCUGCUUCUCGGUAGUCUUACCAGCCAUGCACAUUCUUCCCCUUUCGUUCCACCCAAGCUUAUUGAUUUUUACUUUCAACCUCCUCCUAAUCCCGUGACAAGGUUUCCUUGUGCUGGUCGCCAAACGCUCCGUAUCCUCUCCGCUAAGAGAACCGGCAAGCAGAGGUACCCAUCGGAGAAGAAGAAACUAAAAUCCAAGCAUAAAGAAAUUAUCAAAGAUUUGAAGGACAAGAAUAAGUUUGAGGGCACAUGGAGGCUUUACAAGCUCGGGGUUCCAGUUGAUAGGGAUCCCGGCAAGGAUUUUCUCGAUGUUUCAGAUGGGCUUCUUGAAGAAAUUGCCAAAGCUAUUGAGUUCCCGGUUGGUUCACUGUUACCGCGCGAAGCUUUCUCGGUUGUUCGGAAAUCAUUUGACGCUAGGAAGAAAUUAAAGGAGCCCAAAUUUGUGCAUACUGUGGACAUGGAUGUAAAAAAACUCCUCGAUCUAGAGCCUCGAACUUGGGACUUCAUUUCUCAGCUAGAGCCUAAAGUUGGCCUUGUAGAGCACAUGCAUUAUGGAAGAGUUUUUGGUGAUUUGAUGAGUGUAAUACAUGAUCACAAAGAUAAUAAUGAAAGUGUAGUGACCAAUGUAGAUGGAAAUAACAUUUGCUCAGGAGAUUUGUACCAGAUUCGAGCUACCAGGAAGCCAAAAAUUGCAGUAGUUGGUGGUGGACCUUCAGGUCUAUUUGCUACUCUUGUUCUCGCGGAGCUUGGUGCAGAUGUAACAUUGAUUGAAAGAGGCCAAGCUGUUGAAAAAAGGGGGCGUGAUAUUGGUGCUCUGGUUGUUCGUCGAAUUUUAGAAACAGAAAGCAACUUCUGCUUUGGGGAGGGUGGUGCAGGUACCUGGAGUGAUGGAAAACUGGUAACUAGAAUUGGACGAAAUAGUGGCAGUGUUCUUGCGGUGAUGAGAACUCUAGUGCAGUUUGGAGCUCCACAAAACAUAUUGAUUGACGGAAAGCCUCACUUAGGAACAGAUAGAUUGGUUCCAUUGCUUCGCAACUUUCGGCAACAUCUACAAGAGUUGGGCGUCUCAAUCAAGUUUGGAGCAAGAGUGGAUGAUUUAAUAAUUGAAGAUGGACAUGUUCUGGGGGUUAUGGUAUCUGACUCAGCUGAUAGAUUACGAGCAAACAGCCAGAAGGUGGAAUAUGAUGCUGUUAUUUUGGCUGUUGGCCAUUCUGCUCGUGAUACAUAUCAAAUGCUUCUUUCUCAUGAUGUGGUUUUGGAGCCAAAAGAUUUUUCUGUAGGGCUACGGAUUGAGCAUCCUCAAGAACUGAUAAACAGCAUACAGUAUUCUGAAUUGGCCUCUGAGGUUCAUAGUGGGCGAGGUAAAGUACCAGUGGCAGAUUACAAAGUUUCCAACUACAUUCACGAAGAGAAUGGUCAUGAUUUAUCUAAUUCUGGAGUGGCUAAUCGUAGCUGCUACUCUUUCUGCAUGUGUCCAGGUGGUCAGGUUGUUCUCACUAGUACAAAUCCAUCUGAACUAUGCAUCAAUGGCAUGUCAUUCUCUCGACGAGCAUCUAGGUGGGCAAAUGCUGCACUUGUGGUGACAGUCACAAUGCAGGAUUUUGAAGCUUUAAAUUGUUAUGGACCUCUCGCAGGUGUUGAAUUUCAGAAAGAUUUUGAGCAAAGAGCUGCUAUAAUGGGAGGGGGAAACUUUAUGGUGCCUGUUCAGACAGUGACAGACUUUUUGGAAAGAAAGCUAUCUGUGACAUCGGUGCCUCCAUCAAGUUAUCGUUUGGGCGUAAAGGCAGCCAAUCUUCAUGAUUUAUUUCCGGUGCACGUAACUGAGGCUUUGCAGCAUUCAAUUGUAGCAUUUGACAAGGAGUUACCUGGAUUUAUCUCUAAAGAGGCACUCCUUCAUGGUGUAGAGACUAGGACCAGUUCUCCUAUCCAAAUUCCACGCAAUGCUGACACUUAUGAAAGCACCUCUCUGAAAGGACUUUACCCGGUUGGCGAAGGAGCAGGUUACGCUGGUGGGAUCAUUAGUGCAGCAGUGGAUGGAAUGUAUGCUGGAUUUGCCGUGGCCAAAAAUUUCAGCUUAUUUCAUGGUGACAUUGAGUCUGUUCUGGGCAAAGCUCAGAAUGUUGGCUUUGUCAAGUACUAGGCUUCAUCUGAUUCUUUCUCGGUUUUACCCGUUAGUGUUGCCAAGCGCACAAAUUUACAGGUGAUCCGCUACAAAUGGCUGUGGAUAGUGGAAUAAUAGGAUCCGUUAUCCCUGUCUCAUCACAGUGUAUUUGAGGUAGUGAAAUAAUCCUUCUUGGGCAAAACUUGUGCCUUUUCCAGUGGUUGCUAUCAAUUCUGCGGUAAAACAUGACAUGGAUAUUUUUUACUAGCUAUCCACAUAAUUGACAUUGUAAUCAAUGCACCUAUCACUAAAAAGUCCAUCCGCAAUUCCACAUAUCAUGUUCAUUUGAGAAACUUGGUAUAAGUUUUGUUAAUUCCUUUUACUUUGCUCAAAGAGCAGCAAACUAGCCAUUGAGAAAACCAUGGAUUGUAUUGUGAAGCUUCUUUUUCCUCGUGUUUGUGCAGCAAUAAUUCUUUGAUUAGUUUUGGACGAUUAUGAUCAAGGCAUGUUACACUGAGGUAAUCAUAGCCCUAGGAACGAUUCUGAUCAGCUGCUUUCUCUUUCCCAAUGAUCUUAGCAUAAAUUGAGAAGCAUACAGAGAGGCUUCCUUGCUGCUUGGAAGUUGGAGCAUGUCGCGAGACCCUCAUAUUCUGAACAUUUGACUUGGUAGCUGUAACUUCAGGUGACCAUCAAUCUGGUUAGUCAGUAGUCAUUUUAUUGGUGGCCCUUGAUAUAUGUUGAAGCAUAAGACAUAUUACUUAAUAAUUUUUUUAGAUGGACUAAGCUGAUUAUAAAUAGGUUUAUAAUUUGGUAUACUUUAUCAUGGGACCCAUACUAAUAAACUUACAUGUUUUUUCA